AUGGAUGCCGAUGUUGAUGCGAUCGAUAUCAGUGAUGAUGAUGACGACGACGCUGGUAUAUUCAGCAUCGCCAAUGACUGCCAAAGUGAGGAAUAUGACGCCUCACUGGCAAAGACAACGUUCUUUCAGCAGUACACGAAGCACACUGCUGUUGACAAGGAUGAGUCAGCAGAGGAAUUUCCGCUGGCUUGCGAAGCGGUUGUCCGCUUCGUUCAAGACUCUAUUACAGAUGCAAUAGACAAGCAGAAAAGAAAUGCAGACAAACAUGGAAGAGCAAAUGCUCUUUCAUUUGAUGAAGGAGACUCAGUUUUUGCUGUCUACAGUAGACCUACCAAAACACAGUGA
Molecule: messenger RNA, 345 nt
Organism: Peronospora matthiolae
Lineage: Eukaryota; Oomycota; Peronosporomycetes; Peronosporales; Peronosporaceae
Source: the annotation of a GenBank genome assembly